Corticium candelabrum is the source of this 2564-nucleotide messenger RNA. RefSeq lists its product as uncharacterized. NCBI's taxonomy places the organism in Eukaryota, Metazoa, Porifera, Homoscleromorpha, Homosclerophorida, Plakinidae. The record is from RefSeq and is a predicted model, not a curated record. The coding region runs from base 257 to 2419 and encodes 720 amino acids. The transcript is spliced from 11 exons.
GCUUACCCUAGACGUGACGUCCAGCUGCAGUCUACUGUACUCUACAUCUAAUCGACUUCAACACUUGUGCACUGCCUAGCAAUCUGCAGACAAGUGACAGGCACUACGUCUCAACUUGGGAGUUCUACGAAGUAACGAACUUCGAUUAAUUAAAUUCUGGUGAUCAUGAAGAAAAGUCUAGAAUUAAAGAGUGCAUUGCCCGUAUUAGCACGUGAGUAGGCAGUACACUCGUGUAGUCUACACUCAUAUCACUGCUAUGGCAUCUUCUACUCCUCGGUCUAGAAAGAAGACAGCGCUAAACAAAUCUAUCAAAAUGAAAUUUGAGGUUGAGGUUCAUGAAGUUACUGUUGCAAUAUCUCGUACAAUUUCUGCAUACGUCAUGCUGUCAGUUGGACGGAAGGCAAGAGUUGCGAGCACAAGUCCAGCUGCAGUGACUAAAUCCGACAGUGGAUUUUCAGCAACAUGGAGUAAGCAGGAUCAUCUUGCUAUGAUUGUCAAUAUGCAGCCUGCAAAACAUGAUCAACAAUUUGACAAGAAAGAUUUUAAAUUUACAUUGAGACACGCGAUUGGAGAAGAGAAAGUGAUGAAAACGCUUGCAAGCUGCAAGCUGGAUGUUUCUCAGCUGGCAUCAAAUUCCAAGUUGCAGAGACUCACACUGGACAUGACACCAGCAGGAAGUCUAGAAGACGGAAUUAAAUCUGUAAAACUAGAUGUAUCUGCAUUGUGUCAACCGCUGCAGACAGUCGCCUUGCAGAGCGAAACGUCAACUGUGACUGCAGAUGAUGAUCUGAGUGAUAUAGAAGUCAGCUCGGAUCCUCACACUAUAGAGGUAUCAGACAUGCCCAUCUCUCUUCCAUCUGACUCUAAUCAACAACUACCUAAAUCUACUUCAAGUCAAAUUAACUACAAACCAAGAAACAGUCCUCAACCAGUUAAACGAUCGGCAUGGAAUGCAGCUGGCAGGGGUAGCAGCAGCAACAAACAGAGAGAAGACGGAGCAUUUGAAUUUAAGGGAAACUAUGAUCCAUUAGGUCUUCUUACUGUCCAGCUGAUUGGUGCUAGCUAUCUUGCUCUUUCCACUGGCUGUUCUCCUGUUGGCGUUUAUUGUGUUCUGACAAUCAAUGGUGGACUGACAACAGUCAGGUCUCCUUUGUGUGUCUAUCAACCUGACUCUCUGUCUCCUAUUGUGUGGAAACAGUCACAACCGUUACGCUUUUAUGCCAAUCGGUCUCGACAUUUGUUUGUUCUCUGUCGAUGUGGUACUGAAUUAAGAAGUGAAGCAAACACAGAGCAAUACAGCAAUAUAGUAGACAUGGCAGAGACAGGGCAGACAGCAUGGACGGAUCAAUGUGUUGGAGCUGCUAGUCAGCCGUUGAUGUCUGUCAAUCUUGGCAAUUGCAAGUUAGGAGAAGAGAUAAGUCUGAAAGCAGACAUUGUGGAAAGUCAAGAGAGAGAUCAAUCAAAUGAUGUGCUCAUUCCAUUAGAACCUAAAGGAAAUGUUCAAAUUAAUUCCAGAUUUUUUGUUCUUCCUUACCGCCAUCCAGUGUCUGCUCGUGGCCGAUUAACAAUUACAAAUGCUCGUGACCUCCUUCUGGAAGAUUCCAACAGUGUAUCCUGUUUUGUUAGAAUUGAUGGGAAACAACAGGGCUCUACUAAACCCGUUGAUACUUGUGGUCUCUUGGGAUGGGCAGAUGAGCCAGUAGAAUUUCUUCUCAGCAAUGCUGUGGAUGUGGAAAUACAUCUCUGGUCUUCCAAAAUUGCUGGAGCUGCCAGUUGGUGUGCAUUUGGAGUGUUUCCUCUUGCUGCUUGCCUCUAUCAGAAAGGAAGCACCAGGAAACCACCACGUGUUGAAUCCCUCGAUCAGUGUGUAACAGUUCAUGAGUACUGUGAAUGCACAAGUCGAUUAUUGUUAGAGCCGAAGGGGUAUCUUGAUAUCAAGCUGCAACUAAACCCUUCACAGUGUCCAUUUUUGUCAAUUGGUGACCAAGCAGCUGCUAGUCCACGGACAACGAGAAAAAGUUUGCCACAUGUUGGACUUUCAACAGAAGGAAGGUUGCAGGUUGUCCGCACAAAUUAUGAGACUUCGGUAGGCAGGCCACUUCAAAACCUACCAGAAGAGAUGGAAGAGGGAGUAACAGAUAAAGGAAAAUUAACAUGGUCAGACAUGCUCCAACUACUCAAAGAUCGAGUAGAAUUAAGGCAAGAGAACGAUUACCUCCGAGAAUCACUCACGACUAUAAAGACAGAGUUGGCAUUUAGUGAAUUUCAACAAGAGAAGAUUGCCAUUGAGAACAGGCAGCUGAAAGCUCAGAUACUGGCAGAACGUCAAAAAACACUGUCUCUGGCGCAAAAGACAACUAAAAUGGAACUGCGAGAAGCUCUGACAGCAUCCAUGACAGAUACUCCCAAAAUACAAUAAACAAAAAUAAUGUAUUCUAACUACUGCAUGACAGUAACAGUAGUAUCCUAAAUAUAAUGUCACAUAACAGUGACCACUCAGUUGCAAAUCACAUGACCAACACAAGAAUCCAUUCACUGUCAAGAGACUACAUGCAAUGCAAACU